This is a messenger RNA of Gastrolobium bilobum, 1255 nucleotides long. RefSeq lists its product as uncharacterized. The record is from RefSeq and is a predicted model, not a curated record. The coding region runs from base 7 to 1020 and encodes 337 amino acids. The transcript is spliced from 9 exons. Gene Ontology annotation, cellular component: Golgi apparatus. Lineage: Eukaryota; Viridiplantae; Streptophyta; Magnoliopsida; Fabales; Fabaceae.
AAUGCGAUGGUGGUCUGCAAAUGCCGCAAGGCUACUAAGUUAUACUGCUUCGUCCACAAAGUUCCCGUCUGCGGAGAAUGUAUCUGCUUCCCCGAUCACCAAAUCUGCGUGAUUGGGACUUAUUCAGAAUGGGUUAUAGAUGGGGACUAUGAUUGGCCCCCUAAAUGCUGUCAAUGCCAAGCUGUUCUAGAAGAGGGGACUGUAUCUCAAACUACUAGACUCGGUUGCUUGCAUGUUAUCCACACAAAUUGCUUGGUCUCGCAUAUCAAGAGCUGUCCUCCGCAUACUGCCCCGUCUGGAUACAUCUGUCCCUCAUGUUCCACUUCGAUAUGGCCUCCCAAAAGCGUGAAAGAUUCAGGGUCUCGUCUUCAUUCCAAGUUGAAGGAAGCUAUCGUGCAGACUGGUAUGGAAAAGAAUCUCUUUGGAAAUCAUCCAAUUUCUUUGCCAGCGACAGAAUCUCGUAGUCCCCCACCUGCUUUUGCUUCAGAUUCUUUUAGGGAAAGUCUAAUAAACUCAGACUCAGUAGAAGGAUACUCACAUGCAACUGGAUCAGAGCCUUCUAAAAUUUCAGUGACUGAUAUUGUGGAGAUAGAUAGCCCUAAUUCUGCAGGAAAUUUCAUGAAAGGCUCAAGUCCUACUGGUCCUGUUGCUACCACAAGGAAGGGUUCACUCCAUGUUGACAGACAAAAUUCUGAAGUCUCAUAUUAUGCUGAUGGUGAAGAUGGGAAUCGUAAGAAGUAUACAAGAAGAGGUCCAUUCCGCUAUAAGUUUCUUAGAGCAUUACUUCCUUUCUGGUCUAGUGCUUUACCUACUCUUCCAACGACCACACCACCAAGAAAGGAUGCAUCCAAUACAAUCGAAUCCUCAGAAGGUCGCACGCGACAUCAAAGAUCAUCAAGGAUGGACCCAAGGAAAAUUCUUCUCCUGAUUGCAAUAAUGGCAUGCAUGGCAACUAUGGGUAUAUUGUAUUACAGACUAGUUCAACGGGGUCCAGGUGAAGAGCUUCUUAAUGAUGAGUAAAGGCAAGGUGCGGUGCUCUGAAAGGAGAAGAUGUUCCGUGGCUCUCAUUUUCUAUAUUUCGGUUAACCUGGUGCUUCAGCUGCUAAUCUUCUUGGCUCCUAUAUUCGAACCAGUUGCUGUUUUUGGUAAACAUUCAAGUGGCUGGUAGAUAUUUUUCAUUUGAAUGCAUAUGACAGUGAUAUGUUACAUAAAAUCCUUGUUAGCUAUCUUUGUUCUUUGCCCCCAAUUUUGGUGC